This is a messenger RNA of Canis lupus familiaris (dog), 506 nucleotides long. Its product is annotated as transcription factor Maf-like. Bases 1 to 492 code for a protein of 163 amino acids. The record is from RefSeq and is a predicted model, not a curated record. The transcript is spliced from 4 exons. NCBI's taxonomy places the organism in Eukaryota, Metazoa, Chordata, Mammalia, Carnivora, Canidae.
AUGAGAUGCUGGAGCUUCCUUCAGGGUGAGUCCACAGCCGGGGCUGGAGGUGGCGGUGGAGGUGGCGGUGGAGGUGGCGGUGGCGGUGGCGCCUCCAGGGGAAAGAGCAGACUGUCCCACAGGACUUCGCUCGGCAGAAGAGCGGGUCGGGAGGGAGAAGGAGCCUCCGGGGAGAACGGAGAGAAUCGCUUGAAGGAGAGGAGGUCUUGGCCAUUGCUAAACCGCAGAGACCUGGGAAUAAGUGAAAGGGUCCUGGCGCGCCUGAUCCAGCGUCUGCAGUUCAGUUCGGCCCACGGCCGCGCAGCAAGCACCUUGGUGGGCUGGACCCGCAGCACACGGACCGCCGAGGCUGUCCCAGGACUGGUUUCCAAAUUUAUCAAGGUUCUUUCUGCCUCCUGUUUGCUUGAGCUGACCCACCCUGAGUCAAUACACCAGGAAUUCAAUACACUCUGCCUGAAUAACAGAAGAAGUAAAAACUUUAAGGAUCUGUGACAGCAAGAUAAGGC